Messenger RNA from Penicillium digitatum Pd1, 726 nucleotides. RefSeq names its product putative C6 finger domain protein. The record is from RefSeq and is a predicted model, not a curated record. Gene Ontology annotation, biological process: regulation of DNA-templated transcription. Gene Ontology annotation, molecular function: DNA-binding transcription factor activity, RNA polymerase II-specific; zinc ion binding. Lineage: Eukaryota; Fungi; Ascomycota; Eurotiomycetes; Eurotiales; Aspergillaceae.
AUGAACACCUCGACCGUGCAGGACAUGUCAACGUACAACGUCGGAAUGGUUCAAACCAACAUGAGCCUAACGCCAGACCGACCUAUGGGGCCAGGAGACUUUGCUGGACAUCAACCGAUGGACCCGAGGGGCGCGUGGGACGAAUUUACGACAAUCCCAGGCUCGCAGCUGGUGAACACCAUGGCAGCCGGAAAGAGCCAGAUGAUGAACAUGUCACCCAACUUAUGGAAUCCCGGGAGCAUACACUCAGGCCUGCCACCCCCCUCGCCGAUAUCUGCAGCAUCUUCAAUGGGAGGCCCAGCGCAGCCGAUGGGUCAAGCAGCAUACGCUAUGCAGCCAGACGGAACAAUUUGGCAGGUCCCACCGCCACCACCACGAACCAUGAGCUAUCCUGGACUGGAAAUGGGAUCUUCAUAUCCUAAUCAAUUUCACCCACAAGUCCCCACGGAGCUCAAACGGAGAAUGACCACUCCUGCACAAUCUCUGUCUGUGGCGAGUGCCAUGGCCCCGCCAGGCACACCAGGCACACCUGAGAUGCAUAUACCAGGCUCAGUCUCAUACCCACCAGGAGUAAGCUACCCGCAAUGGCAGGAUAUGAGUGCCAUGUCUGGAAUGGGCGUGCUGCCGUAUCCCAUGUAUCCCGGAGACGCAGUUCCACAACACGUAUACCCGCCUAAUCCUGCUUCGAUGGGACACCCUGGAGGCCCACGGUCACCGAAUCCAUGA